Drosophila bipectinata is the source of this 1498-nucleotide messenger RNA. RefSeq names its product DnaJ homolog shv (gene shv). NCBI's taxonomy places the organism in Eukaryota, Metazoa, Arthropoda, Insecta, Diptera, Drosophilidae. Gene Ontology annotation, molecular function: misfolded protein binding. Gene Ontology annotation, biological process: protein maturation; protein folding. Gene Ontology annotation, cellular component: endoplasmic reticulum. The record is from RefSeq and is a predicted model, not a curated record.
CAGCCAAUCAGCGCAGCCCACGACGCACACACACAUCUAAGCGAGUAACAACUACAAAAUUUUGCCAGCAUUUUAGUUUUUUAGGUUUCCUCCCGAGAAAAUAGCAUGAAUUUCUGGCACUAAACAAAGGAUAAGCUAACUGAAGGAUAAUAUGCAGCUAUUCAAGUUUGUGAUACUGGCCCAGUUGGCCCUCUUGCUGGUGGACGAGGCGCUGGCCGGCGGCAGAGACUUCUACAAAAUUCUGAACGUAAAGCGAAAUGCCAACACAAAUGAAAUAAAAAAGGCGUACCGACGCCUGGCAAAGGAAUUGCAUCCAGAUAAGAACAAGGACGAUCCGGAUGCCUCCACCAAGUUCCAGGACCUGGGAGCAGCCUACGAGGUCCUGUCCAAUGCCGAUAAGCGAAAGACCUACGACCGGUGCGGCGAGGAGUGCCUGAAGAAGGAGGGAAUGAUGGAUCAUGGCGGCGAUCCUUUCGCCAGCUUCUUCGGCGACUUUGGCUUUCACUUCGGCAACGGCGAUCCCCACCAGCAGGACACGCCCCGCGGUGCCGACAUCGUCAUGAACAUGUACGUGUCCCUUGAGGAGCUCUACUCUGGCAACUUUGUGGAGAUUGUGCGCAACAAGCCCGUGAUGAAGCCCGCCUCCGGCACCCGCAAGUGUAACUGCCGCCAGGAGAUGGUCACCCGUAAUCUGGGACCAGGCCGCUUCCAGAUGAUCCAGCAGUCGGUGUGCGACGAAUGUCCCAACGUCAAGCUGGUCAACGAGGAACGCACUCUGGAAAUCGAGGUGGAGCAGGGCAUGGUCGAUGGCCAGGAGACGCGGUUCGUGGCCGAGGGUGAGCCCCAUAUCGACGGCGAGCCGGGAGAUCUUAUCGUGCGCGUGCAGCAGAUGCCGCAUCCACGUUUCCUGCGCAAGGACGACGAUCUGUACACCAAUGUCACCAUCAGCCUGCAAGACGCCCUCGUUGGCUUCACCAUGGAGAUCAAACACCUAGAUGGACACUUAGUGCCCGUUACCCGCGAGAAGAUAACCUGGCCGGGUGCUCGUAUUCGCAAGAAGGGCGAAGGAAUGCCAAACUUUGAAAACAACAACCUGACGGGCAAUCUGUACAUCACUUUCGAUGUGGAGUUCCCCAAGAAGGACCUCUCCGAGGAGGACAAGGAAGCGCUCAAGAAAAUACUCGACCAAGCAUCCAUCAAUCGCAUCUACAAUGGACUGUGAACUCCCCCCAUCGCCCCAGAGCGCUCGCCGGCUGUAUCCUAGUAUUUUAAUAUGCCUAGCCGGGCGGUUUCCGGUUCGGUUUGGACCCGAAAACGCCCCCCAAUUCAGCAGAUGACUUUGUUCCAAAAAGUUGUGCGAUAAAACAAUUUAAUUUUAGUUUAGAAUUUUGUAAAAUAGAAAAAGAUGCAAAAAAACAAAAACAGGCGCGCUAUCCUGACAGUUAAGUGUGUCCUGACACUACCACAAAAUAAAACAACUGAUUUAAAUUAUAGUUUA